Molecule: messenger RNA, 2425 nt
Organism: Macadamia integrifolia
Lineage: Eukaryota; Viridiplantae; Streptophyta; Magnoliopsida; Proteales; Proteaceae
Exons: 2
Coding region: 236-2209 (657 amino acids)
Source: RefSeq, a predicted model, not a curated record
AAUAAAGUGCCUUUAGUUAUCCAUUAGACUUGGUAGAAGUCUGGAGGUUCUCCCAGAAAACCAUAGCCUUUUUUUCCAUCCCUGUUGCUUCUCUCCACUCUCUCACUUUACCAUUUCCUCUUCCUACUUCCAUUCCUCAUCUCCUGCUCUCUUCUCUCACUAAUUGUCUGAAAGCAAGCUGGUUCGGGAUUUUGGUUGCAGUAAAGACACGAACAGGGCACGAACUGUAAAGGAAAUGAGCUGGUCAUCGAGUGAUAAUUUUUUCGUGAACUCAAAGUUAGAGGUCUUCUCAGCCGACCUCUUUUCUGAACCAUUAAAAAUGACACAGAGCAAAGUUGCUGUCUACGAUGGGCCUAAGGGUGAUGAUUUUAAGAGGUUCUUGCGUUCUAGGAACUUUCGAGUUAACCGUCAGGGAAAGGCUAUUGUACGCAUCCAAAAGCGCGAUGACGAGGGUGAUAUUCUUGAAUAUCAAUAUGAUUCCUUUGUUCUAGAAAUGGUGGUACCAUUGGCCCAUUUUGGUUUCCCAAAUGUACCGUUACCAAAGUUGCAAGCGGUGAACAAAUUGCAAGGCCUCUUGGACAUUACCAACGCUGAUUUGGAAAAGAAGAAUGAUGCACAUAAUGAAUUGCAAAGCCUUCUGGACAGUACCAAGGCUGAAUUGGCAAAGAAGAAUGAUGAGCUUAAUGACUUGCAAAGCCUCCUAGACAAUACCAAGGCUGAAUUGGCAAAGAAGAAUGAUGAGCUUAAUGAAUUGCGAAGCCUCAUGGACAUUACCAAGGCUGAAUUGGUGAAGGAGAAUGACCCACUGAAUGAAUUGGCAAAGAAGAAUGAUGAGCUUAAUGAUUUGCGAAGCCUCCUGGACAAUACCAAGGCUGAAUUGGAGAAGGAGAAUGACAUAUUGAAUGAAUUAAAGAAGCAGAAGAUUGAUCAGGACUGGAAUUCUGAACAAUUCCGACUUUCUAUUGUUUCAAUCACAAACUCAAUGAAGAGAGCGUUCAUUGACUUUGGUCUUGAACCACCGGCAAGUGGAGAUCCAGAGUCUGUGCUGAAAUUUCUUGAGAUGUUACGUGAUCUGAUCCUUCACAAAGAAUUCAGGAUGUCACGUGAUCUGAUCCUUCACCAAGAAUUCGGUGCUACUUUCUUAGUGGCCGUGAAUGGGAUAUUGGACUCGAUUGCAAGUAUAUUUGACAAACGCACUGGCUUAAGCAUUGGCAUGGAAACAAAUAUUCAGACUCCAGCUCAUCUCAUUAAGAAUCUACUUACCUUAAGAGGCUUUAUGGAUUCUCACUUCUUUAUUGAUGGCAGUGUUAUAGUGAGGGAUUUCUGUUUGAUGAACAAGGAUGACCUCCCAGUUAUCUUUCGGGAUUCUGCAACAAAUGUGGCUGAGCUCAAGCAGAAGAAAAUAGGUACGAAAUCAAUCGAUAACAUCGAUGGAAACUUCAUCUUUUAUGGUUAUUUCAACAUUCCAAUGGUAGGGAUGUUCAAGGGUGUUUUAACAAGAGUUCAUGUGAGCCUGCCGGAUGAGAUCAUGGUGAAACUUCAAGUAGGUGGAAAACAUAAUCUUAAUGACAAAAGGUUUUGGUUUGUCUAUGCCAAUGGGUCAGCUAUAUUUGAAAAGAAGGAGCCUUUAAGUCCUCUUGAACCCAUAGACAAUAAUCUACAAGAUGUGAAAUUUGACCCUACUCGGAUCAUAGUUGGCCAAACGGACUUCUUAGAGUUUUUGCUUAGGAUGAAUCGUAUCUUUGUUGAUAAGAAGGGGACAUAUCUCAAGUUUGAAUUUAUUGCAACCAAGGGUUCAAAAGCUCCAGACGAUAAUGUCCUUCGCUACUAUGACAAGGAUUUUGCAUUGUUUAAUCCUUUUAAAUUGGUGCAAUUUGAUGCGAAUGAAUGUGCAACUUGUAUAACAGAACGGAAUGUCUAUGUCCCUCGGUUAUGGACGAGUAAGAGCGUGAAAUAUGCUGCCUGGAUUGUAAAUGAAGCUCUAGGUAACGACUGUUCUUUCACAUUAAAGGGUAUUCGUUUUCUUGGGAAAAUAACAAAAGUCUCCGAUACUUUCCGCAAUAAUGCUCUGGUUAGUGUGUUCUUCGAACAAAGCAAAGAUGUGGACAAUUGUUAUGUCGAUGCUCUAGCAACAACUUUCUUUGUUUUGAAAACUGAAAAAAUAACUUCAUAUGACAAUGGUGAAAAAAAGGCUCUGGAAUUUAUUUGAUAGGUCCUAUAGUUCAUUUUGUGGUUUAUUGGCUUUUAGUUUGUUGAAGUUUUGUUGUAUAGGUAAACUUUGACUGGUCGCACUAUUGUAUUGUCUUUUCCUUGGAGGCGUCAGUUUGAUUGUGCUUUAGUGGGUCCAUAAGGAUAUUUUGUUGUUGUUGUUGUUCAUGUUGUUGUGUAUUGUCUUAUUAAUUAAAAUCAUUUCUUGUUCUCCUCA